UUACUGUGCAAUAAAAAGAUGAUAUGUGCAACGGAUGCUAAUAUCGGAACUUCUACUGCGAAUGUUUUCCUGGAUUUUCUGGACCAAACUGCAUGAAGGGCCCUUUGUGCCAAUCUGACACCAACCAGUGCAAAAAUGGCGCUACUUGCAGGUAGGCGAAUAUUUUUAU
Messenger RNA from Nezara viridula (southern green stink bug), 169 nucleotides. Lineage: Eukaryota; Metazoa; Arthropoda; Insecta; Hemiptera; Pentatomidae. The record is from the annotation of a GenBank genome assembly.